Solea senegalensis (Senegalese sole) is the source of this 2105-nucleotide messenger RNA. Its product is annotated as carcinoembryonic antigen-related cell adhesion molecule 1-like. The record is from RefSeq and is a predicted model, not a curated record. NCBI's taxonomy places the organism in Eukaryota, Metazoa, Chordata, Actinopteri, Pleuronectiformes, Soleidae. The coding region runs from base 91 to 1068 and encodes 325 amino acids. The transcript is spliced from 5 exons.
UCUCAGGGACUGAUUUUCCACUGUUGCACUCGCACCAGCAGCAGAAGGUCACACAGCCUCACAGUAGGACUACACAGAGACUAGGACACGAUGAAGAACACCUUUCUUUGUUCAGUCGUACUUGUGCUCCUGUCAACAGCAGGUCUUUGCCACGGAUCCGGUGUGAUCACUGUCGAUUUCCUCCGCGGAGCGACAGGAGAGAGUGUGACCUUCACAACAUCUGUGAAACCUGCAGCCGAACCAUUUCUGGCUCUGACCUGGAGCUUCAACACAACCGUCAAUGUCGUCACUUCAACCAGCGUCGACAUUGUGGGACAGGGCUAUGAGAACCGCAUCGUCCUGGACAAAUCCACCGGUUCUCUGGUGCUGAGCAAUGUGACAGAAAAAGACAGUGGGGAAUAUGAACUCAUCAUCAUCCCACAUGGAGGAGAGCACAUUCAAGGAACUGUCGAGCUGGAAGUUCUGACCGCCGUGUCGAACCCCAGCAUAUCCUGCCCCACAGAGAAUUUAAUAGAAGGUAAAAGCUCAGUGAAUAUCACCUGUGACGCUGACGGUCUGGUGUCCAGCACACUGUGGCUGAAAGACGGCAAACCUCUGGUCUCUGGGGACAGAUUCAGCUUUCACCAUGGCAACAGAGUGUUGUCCAUCAGCCCCAUCGACAGGAAAGACACUGGACUGAUUCUCUGUAAUGUCAGCAACGCCAUCAGUUACCAAACAGCCGAGUGCAGACUUCAUGUCUAUUACGGACCUGACAAACCAACAGUAACUCAGAAGCCCAGACGGGCAGAGAUGGAAGAGAAGGUCUCUCUCAGCUGCUUUGCAGAGUCACUGCCAGAGGCCACUUUCUUCUGGACGUUCAGGAACAGGAAGAUCCCUGGACCUGUGGUUCACAUCAAAGAGAUGGAAGAGCAUCAUCUGGGGGCGUACACUUGCACCGCUCGUAAUGCUGUGACCCACCGGGAAGCGUCUGAGGUCCACAGACUGCGUGACUCCUCUCCCAUUAUCAGUGGUUCUAUGUCCAUGAUGGUUUGCACUGUCCUGACCUCGGGGGCACUCAUGUUGAUCUAAACACUGCAUUGUGCCUCUGUGUUUAAAGCCAAGAGGGUUGUGUUUUCAUCGCCGUGGGUUUGUCUGUAAAUGUGUAUUUACAACCCCGUCCCAAGUGUGUUUCCUAACAAUCUACCCACUGAUGACAUCAUGAAAAAUGAUCUCUUAUUAUACAAUGUAAAAAAAAUCUAAUCUCUCUCAAAAUGAAUGGGAUUUUAGAUUAUAUAACAUUAUAAUUAUAUAACAAGUUCAGAUGUGUAUAUUUAACAGUGCUCUGAGUGAUCUGGUUUUAAAUGUGUUUGUGUGAGACACACUGUAAGUGCUGACUGUUUUAGAAACAGAUUCUUAAGCAACAAAGGUUUCAUCUCAUUAAAUCUUAAGAAUCUGUCUGCAAGGCCGUGGUGAUGAGAGUGAAAACCCCUCACUCUCAUCACCAGAGUCCAGAGAAGAAAAACUGUAUUAUUUACAUCAGUGCGCAGAGAAGUUGUUGAUCCACUGCUGCCUUUAUUAGUAAUGAUCAAUGAUGUUUUGCGACUUAUGUGUUUAAAAUCCUUCAUUCAGGUUUACGUAAGUGACUUAACUUAUUAAGCAAGGCAGCAGUGUGUCCCUGGGAGCGAAAAACAACUAUUUUAUCUAUGGAAUUUGGUGCAGGAGUUAGAGCGAGUUAAUAAACGUCAGUUCACAGUUGCAGGGGGCGAGAGUCAGUGCUGAUGUCAGAUCCUUAUUCAACCACACGUACACUCAUAAAACUGUCACUCUUACACUGUCUGUUCAAAUGUUCACGCUUGAUUUUCUUAUCAUGUUCAUUCAAGAGUAACAUUAAUUAUUUAUUUAAUUGUAUGAAGUAAUUAAGAGCAGUGUUACUUGUAUCCAAGCAAGUCAUGUUUUCAAUGUAGACCUGUCUUAAAUAAAUCCAUCUUGACACGAGUCAACCUCCCAGGUGUAACAGACCAGACACACAAUGUUCUUGUGUGAUUCAGCCUUCAUGAGUCCAAUGAAGUUAUCAUUGCUCUGAUAACAUCGUAUCACAUUAUCACUGUAAUAAACUUUUAUAUGAA